CGCCAGAACAUCAUUCCUCAUGCCGAGCAUCAGAGCGGAAUGCGCUCUCAUUUCAGUCAUGUUAGAGCCCUUAUCUGGAAACGAAGACAUGUGCAGGAGCCCUUGGCACCCAUAUGCCCCAUUUGCAUUUUAGCUUUGGCAUUAGAAACAAAAUCAUACCUGCCACUUGAAUUGCUUUGUAUGAGCAGGUGAAGGUGGCCAAAUCAUCCACACACCUCUUUAUCCAGUAGUUCACUAGAAAACUAUGGUCAUGGCCGCCCAGGACCAAAAGCCGUCGCAGCGGGCUCCGGUUCGCGUGGGAUUUUAUGAUAUUGAGUGCACGCUGGGAAAAGGCAAUUUUGCAGUUGUGAAGCUGGCGAGACAUCGUAUCACGAAAUCUGAGGUGGCUAUUAAGAUCAUAGACAAGACCCAGCUAGAUGCAGUGAACCUGGAGAAGAUCUACAGGGAAGUGGAAAUCAUGAAGUUGCUGGACCAUCCUCACAUCAUCAAGCUUUACCAGGUCAUGGAGACCAAAAACAUGCUCUAUCUAGUCACAGAAUAUGCCAGGAAUGGAGAGAUAUUUGACUACCUGGCCAGCCGCGGGCGGCUCAGCGAAAUGGAUGCGAGGAGGAAGUUCUGGCAGAUCCUCUCAGCGGUGGAGUACUGCCACGAACGCAAUAUUGUUCACAGAGACCUGAAGGCUGAGAACUUGUUACUGGAUGCUCACAUGAAUAUGAAGAUAGCAGAUUUUGGCUUUGGAAACUUCUUCCGUCCUGGGGAACCCCUGACCACUUGGUGUGGGAGCCCCCCGUAUGCGGCUCCAGAGGUGUUUGAGGGACAACAGUAUGAGGGUCCGCAACUGGACAUCUGGAGUAUGGGGGUGGUUUUGUACGUCUUAGUGUGUGGUGCUCUUCCAUUCGAUGGUCCUAGCCUUCCUGUCCUCAGACAGAGGGUCCUGGAGGGCCGUUUCCGCAUCCCCUACUUCAUGAGUGAGGACUGCGAGCACCUGAUCAGGAAGAUGUUGGUUCUAGAUCCAGCCAAGCGUUUGUCCCUGAGUCAGAUCAAAGAGCAUCGCUGGAUGGUGCAGGAGGUCCCGUCCCAGCGGCCCAUGCUGUAUAGACAGGGUCUGCCAUGUGAGAGCAAAUCAGGCUUGGGUGAAUACAGUGAGCAGGUGCUCCGACUCAUGCACAGCCUGGGCAUCGACCAGCAGAAGACUAUUGAGUCUCUUCAGAACAAAAGCUAUAACCACUUUGCUGCGAUCUACUACCUGCUUGUGGAGCGAUUGAAAGCGCAUCGCAGCAGUUUCCCUGUGGAACAGCGUUUGCACGCCAACCAGCGCCGCCCUAGCAACGUCGCUGAGCAGACUGUUGUCAAGACCAUCGCGGUUCCUUCUCAAGCGGGCGUCCCGCCGCAGGCAGCGCAUCACCUGCGUUCGCCUGUUCUGUUGCAGUCCACUACAGACACAUUUACCUUCCCACAAACCCCUGCUUCCCCAGAUCAGACGCUCAUGGAGGAAGACGUGGCCACUCCCAAGGUGGAUGGCUGCUUACUGGACCCGCUUCCUCCAGUCGUUGUCCGGAAAGGCAGUGGCUCGCUGCCUAGCAACAUUAUGGAGACGUCCAUUGAUGAGGGCAUUGAGGCAGAGGAAGAGCAUGCUGUGCCCCUCGCCACCUUUCGUACAGCUCGCUUCAGUCAGCGCCGGCAUACACUGUCUGAGGUCACCAACCAACCUGCUGUGCUGCCCAUUACAGGUCUGAACCCAUCCCUCGGCAGCAUGGACUCAGAGUACAGCAUGGGUUCAACUCAAAGUGAUUUCAGUUUGCCUGAAGAGAAUCCAGCUCUAAAGGAUGUAUUAAGCACUACACCUGCCAGCCCCACAGCUCCAGUCUUCCUGGGCAUGAAGCCCCCUGAGCCCACCCUUCAGCCGCUCAACACGGAGGGGCAGAGCUCUCAUAAUCACUCACUAGUCAGUUUCAGAGAGGGGCGAAGGGCUUCAGACACGUCUCUCACUCAAGGUUUAGUGGCAUUCAGGCAGCACCUCCAGAACCUGGCCAGAACCAAGGGUUUCCUGGAGCUGAACAAAGCCCAGAUAGUGUUAGGAGAUUGUGGAGGAGGCGGUAAACCCACCAGUCCCCAUGAGCUCCUAGAGCCUCACCACCCAUUCAGCCACCAGGGAGAAGGACGCCAAUGUCUAAGUGGAAAAGAUACGUCAACAUUCACUGGUAAAAUGCACCCUUAUCUGCUAUCCAGGAGACAGAGUUUGGAGACACAGUACCUCGCUCAGCGACUACAGAGGGCCAGUCAGUUGGCAAGUGGUCUUGGAAGUGGACAGAUGUUUUGUAAAGAGGCUGCACCGCGCACUUUAGAGCAACAACUCCAGGAACACAGACUGCAGCAGAAGAGGCUCUAUCUCCAGAAGCAGUCUCAGGUACAGGCUUACUUCCACCAGAUGCAGCUGGCUGAGGAUGCUUACCACCCUCCCCAGGACAGCAGAGACCCCCAGAACAGCAGCGGUCCCUUAUCCAGCUCUCCCUUCACACGGACCCAAACCCUAGCUCCUUUUCUGGAGCCUGGCACUUCAUCCCUGACAUACGUCCCCAAGCCAGCCCGUUUCCCAGACUGGCCUCCACCGCCAGACAACUGCACAAACUACACCUCAUCCCUCCCUACAGAGCCCCUGUACGCGUGGAGUCCUGCCCCGCCACCUCUCCCACCAGGCAAAGCAGAAAGCCCUUCGGCUCAACCUGCACCUGAAGCCACCUUCCUGGACUGUGAGAUGAUGGAGACCGUAGAGGCCCCACAGGGCUGUGUACUCGUAAACUAAAUGUGAAAUAAAGCACUCUGAGGCUGGCUCUCAGGCAUAAGAUGUGGUGAAAAACGCCCUCAGGGACGAACAAGACGCCAUGGUUUGUGUCACAUCUUAUAAACCUACAGAACUGUGGUAGACCAUUACAGAACUUCGUUUUCAGAGAUGUUUGUGAGAUACGCUAGUGUCCUGAAAUGUUUUUUGUUUGUUUUUUCUGGUAAGCACAGAUUAAAUGUAGUGCAGCAACCAUAGAGUUUAAGAAUCAGUAUUAAAGCAAUAUUCCUUUUCCUAUAUAAUACUCUAGAGUUCUAUGAGUUUCAGUGUUUUUAUAAUUAGUUUGUUUCAUUCUUAAAUUAUCAGUAGCUACUCAAGUUUUCCUUAUAAGUAUUGUGUGAUUUGAAAUAAUAGAUAUAAUCAACAGAGAAAUGUGUAAAUAUUAGUACUUAUCUAAGGGAUAAAAAAAAAGAAAUAAUGUUAAAGUCAACAUGAAACAACAUUGAGUCUAUUUUUCUGAGUGAUGAACUUCUGAAUGAAAGACGAGAACAAAAUAUAGAGUCAGACCUGAGUUUAAAACAUUGCCAACACUUUACAAUAAUUAGGUAUCAAUCUGGCCAGAAAAUUAACAACUAUGAACAAACAAUAAUUUACAGCAUUUAUCAAUCUACAUUGAUUUUAAUGUAUGCAUAUAAUACUUUUUAACUUCUUUAUAGUUAUAUAUUCACAAUAAUUAGCAUUAGUAAAUUAAAACAAAAUAAACAAAGUAACAAUAAACAAUAGUAUAUUAAUAAAUGCUGUAACUUAUUACCAUUGAUUUGUUAGUUCACAAUACCUAAUGUAUUAACUAAGCACUACAUACUAAUUUAAGUGCUGCAGAUAUGAUGUAAUUUUGCUUUUGCAAGCCAACCCAGACAUUAUGGUUCAUUCACACCAUGUCAGGAUUAACGUAAUUACGAGAUUCUGACUUGUAAACGUUCUGACUUGAGGACGGUCACGUCCUCUUAGAAUUUGUAAUUACAAAUUGUGCAAAUUGUGUUGCAAUUUUCUUAAAAUGACAGCAAAUUCAGCUGCAAAUUGUAGUGACGUAAUAAUAUUGGGUAAUAUUUCUGUUUAAUAAUAUUUAAGUAAUUCAUAUAAUUAAUAAUAAUUCCAGUACUUGACUAUUGUUAAUGUCUUGAUAGUGCCAGGAUAAUCUAAAAAAUAAAAGACAUACAAUAGUUUAAUGUGGCCAGCACAGCUGAAUGCAUCUAAUGUCCCACUAAAUAAAGUUAAUUCAUUUAAGGCAAUUUAAUGCAUUUGCAUAAGGACUGUUAUUUGAUGUAUUGUUUUUUUUUCUUCUAUUGAUUACUCAAAUUACACAGAUUCAUUGUGGCAUUAAUAGUGUUGCCAUAGAAAUGUAUAAUUCAAGACAGGAACAGUUCCGGCACAAGUUAUCAUCUAAUAAUUACUGUACGACAUGGUGUAAAUGCAGCAUUGGCAUCACCCUGGUUCCCUCGACAAAAGCCAAUAGAAUUUUCCCAUUCGAUUUUGGAUUAUUGUGUAAAAUAAGCUCUGUGACCUGUAAAAGUUUAUAAUUCUUGCACGUUUUGUUCGAGACAAUGAACAUAACGUUAGUGAAUUUUGAAGACCGAAUACAAUCACUAGAAGCAGUCACUCGACUUCAAUGUCACAACCAUUAAACUUCUUACGACCUUUAUUUCAAUUCUAAAAUAAAGUUGGAAAAUUUGAGUUGGGAUAGUUUGAUCAAGUAUAAACAAAAGGCUGUAAAAGAUGAUUUUUUUGUGUGUUCAAUGUCAUGUUUAAUGCCCCAACCACCUCUGUAGUCCCAUUUAGCCACUUGUUAGCAACCACCUUUUUCAAGACAUGUAAAAGCUUUAAAAAAACUUAUAGGUAGUGUAUUACUUUGUUUUAAUGAAUAAUAAGCUUGUGUGAACCACAGAACUUAUUUCAGGCAUUGACUUUGUGAUGACGAGUCUGGGUUUUAGGACUCAUUCCUGCAGCACUAUUGUAAAGUGUUACCACAUUGCUGUUUGACUAUUAGUAAACAUUAACAGGCACGACCUAGAUGUCAGCAGACAAAGUAAAGUUGUUUCGGGUGGAGCAAUGGUGAAAGAUUACAAAAACAAAUCAUCUGUGAAAUAAUAUACACCAAUGGUUAUGCACAGUAAGACCAAACAACGUGCGUUAAAGUAAAUAGGGUUCCUUUUGAGUUCAUGUUGACUUUAAAAUCACACUACCUACCCUACUUUGGGCUUAUCAGAGUGAAAUGGAGAAGUAGAAAAGAACAAGGUUACAGUACAUGGUUUUUCUGCCAUUACGUUUGCAUUUAGAGCCACUGUAAACAUUCAGACUUACAUGGUUUAAACCAAUCAGAAUUAACAAUGAUCUCACACAGCGUGCACUAUUACUCAAACCGAAGUCCAGCAGAUUUUUUUUGAAACUUAAGUGUUGUGCCUUUCAAUUCUUCUUAUUCCUUUUUGAAGAAUGUCUGUUUUUAGAUUUAAUUCUUCAUGUACAACUUCCUGUCUGAAAAUGCAGUAUGAAGCACCCUCUUUUGACAGAUACCUUGAACCAAAGUCUCCAUUUAGGUUCUAUUUUGAAGUCCACUAUGUGGAUUGUUCUGGAACCAUCGAGCUACAUGAGAUAGCUGUCAUGGUCCUACAGUAUAUGCCAUUCAAAGUAUAGCAAUAUCUAGAGUAAUAGUUCUGAUGUUUAAAAUGGGUGUCGAUAGUGAGUGUUGUCAUUUUAUGCCUUUGAAGGAAAAAGAUCUUCUUGUGACUAUUUAGAAUUUGUAGUCAGAUCCUUCUUGACUACUGUUGAUAUUAAUACAGACAUUGAAAAGUGAACCGUUUUGUUCUAGUCGUUUUUCAGUGCUAAAAUGUUUCCCAAUAUGUAAUCACAAUAUGAAUUUUGUUAUAUUCAGUUGAAAAUGCUGAGUUCCUUGCACAAGGGGGAAU
Sinocyclocheilus anshuiensis is the source of this 5739-nucleotide messenger RNA. Its product is annotated as serine/threonine-protein kinase SIK2-like. The transcript is spliced from 15 exons. The coding region runs from base 245 to 2803 and encodes 852 amino acids. The record is from RefSeq and is a predicted model, not a curated record. Gene Ontology annotation, cellular component: cytoplasm. Gene Ontology annotation, biological process: intracellular signal transduction; protein phosphorylation; microtubule cytoskeleton organization. Gene Ontology annotation, molecular function: ATP binding; tau-protein kinase activity. Lineage: Eukaryota; Metazoa; Chordata; Actinopteri; Cypriniformes; Cyprinidae.